Molecule: messenger RNA, 2595 nt
Organism: Tetrahymena thermophila SB210
Lineage: Eukaryota; Ciliophora; Oligohymenophorea; Hymenostomatida; Tetrahymenidae
Exons: 2
Source: RefSeq, a predicted model, not a curated record
AUGAAUUUAUUUUUAAGGUAAAUAGACUAAUUAUAAGAAAUAGCCAAUAAUAUUUACUAUUAGCUAUAAAAGUAGAAUUUAAAUUUAUUCGCUAAAUGUGAGCUGCUUUAGAGUUUACUUGAAUACAAAAUAGAAUAAGGUUAGAAUAAUAUUUCUCUCUAAGAUUUUUUAAUGGGAAGAAAAGAUUAUCCUUAUUUCUUAGAUAUUAUUUUUGUUGAUAUAAACAAUAUUAGUAAUCAUCUUCCAUUUUUUUCGCAAACUCAUUAACUAUUAUAAGAUAUGAAAGUAACUCUAGUAGGAUUAUAUGGAGCAAUUUAGCGUUACAAUAUUUUAAAAGACGCAUUUUUAAUUAAAACAUUUUAGAGAAAAAAUGAAUUGAAUGAGUGUGAAUAAUUCAGAAAAGAACUUUUAGAUUAAUAUAAAAGUAAGAAAGUAAUAAUAGAAGUUGAUUACUAACUUCUAAGAUACUUUUUUAACAAAUUUAUGCAUGAUAAAUAGUACUUUGAAUAAUUUACAUGUAUAAUUAGAGUAAUUUAAACAAGCUAAAUUAAUUUUAAUGAAAAUAAUGAAAGCAAAUAAAAUUAGUUUAACUUAAAAUUACAAAAAUACAUUUCUUUUUGUGAAAAGUGUUUCCAAAGGGAUUACAAACUCUACAUAGAUUUUUAAUUACCUAAAAAAGAAAUUAAGAAUAAUUACACAAAACCACUUUAAUUAAAUAUAAAUCAUAAACGUAGAAAGUAGACUGUAAUAUUAAAUGAGUAUUUAAGUAAUUUUCACUUAUAAUACGAAGAGUAAUUAUAAAAAUUUGAAUUUAAUUACUAAUACUCUUUCAUAGAAACGCUGUAGUAAUUUCGUUGUUAAUUUUCUCAUCUUAAUUUUGCAAAACUUUUAUCUGUAAGCUAGGAAAUAAAUCAAAUAGAAAUAAAUAAUAUUUAAAUUUUUUUAGAAGACUAAAAUUCUGAUAUUUUAUAAAAAGUAAAUUUUGUUUGCUUGAACUAAGUUACUUCUUUUCUGUUUAAUUUGUAAAAGAUAAAAUUGGCUUAAUUUUUUAUUGAAUUCAAUCCUAAAGCUGAAAACAACUUUUAGUUCUUGAUAUAACUAAAAUGCAUUCCUGCACAAACUACCAUAAUUUAAGGCUAAUUCAAUUAAUUUAAAAUAAUGAUUAAAGAAAUUGAAAAUAUAUACUACUCAGAACUACAAAUAAAUGGGUUUGAUGAGCUAUUUUUAAAAGAGAUAGCAUAUGAUAAAGAAAAUCUAUAAAAAUGUUUGGUUCUUUACUAAAAUAUUAUUAGAAUAUCAAUUUAAAAGAGAUUUGAUAAUGUUUAGAUUAUUGAAGAGAUAAAAAAAGAAAUAAAAUCUGUAAAUUUUUUAAAAAAGGCUAGUUUCAAGAAAAUAAAUAGCAAGUCCUAAAAUGAUAACUAUGAAUUAUUAAGACAGAUUUUAAUCUAGCAAAAAUGCUUAGAGGGUUUGCAUUUAUCUUUCAGUAGCAACCUGGGUGAUUUGGAUUUAUAUUUUUUCAAUACUUAAAUUUUAGAUUUAGUUAAGAAAGAAUGUCCUAAGUUAAAGUUAUUUGCAAUGUUUAUUGACAAUUAAGAAUUAAUAUUUAAUUUAUUAAAAAGCUUUGAUUUUAAGAUAUUCUUUAAAGACAAGUAAUUUGAGGUUGUUUAAGAUAAAUAUUAUGAUGAUAAUUAAAUUGGAUAUAAUGUACUUAAGUUUUCAUUAAGUGGCAAUUACCUGACGCUGUUUGGAUAAAUAUUUGAUCUCUAUAAAAAUUAAUAUGAUAAUUUAGAUUAAAAAGACAUCUGUUAAAGUAAAAAUAGCACCUUAAUAAAUAAAACAAAAAAAAACAUAAAAUAUUUCCUAUAAAUUUAUUUUGAUUCAAGUGCACAGCUUGAAAAGUUAAAAUUUACUUUGUCUAAAUUAAUUUAACACAUAGAUUUUAUAGAUUGUUAUUAUUAUUCAGAAAAAGUUUUCUCCAAGUCUCUCGAAACAUAUAAAAUUUACAAAAUGAAAAACAUGUAACUCCUCUUUUCCAUUUUACCCAGCAAAAUUAACACUCUCAUCAUUCAUGAAGAUUGGGACAGAAAAUUAAACUAAUUCUUAGAAAUUUUAAGCACAAACAAAACAACUAUAGAUUGUUUAGAAAUAAACCUAAUUAUGUAUUCAUAUGACUAAUCUCUUUAGGAAGUUUUAAAAAAUAUUAAUUACAAAAUAAUAGAAAUAUACUUUUUCUAUAAUGAAUUGUAACUGUAAAAUCUUAAAACUAUAUUGAAUUCUCUUAAACUGAACAAUUACUUCUAAGAAUAGAGAUGUCUUAAAAAAGAAAUAGAAUUCAAAAUACCUUUGUAAUAUCAAUAAAACACAUAUGAAAAAUUACAAUGUGUUUAAUUAAUAAAAGAGAUGUAGGAUAAUUAGUUUGAUGUAAAAUGUGUUGCUCAAGGUAAAAAAAAACUCCCAAAAAUAUUUUAGAAAGUUUUAAAUAGUAUUUCUCUUUACUAAAGAAUAUUAACAAGCUACAAAGCUAUGAAAAUAAAUACAUUAUUAUCAGCUAACUUCAGAAAUGAAAUUAUUGUAUAAAUUUGUGAUUUAUAUUGA